AUGGGCCUGCUUAGCCAACUACCGUCUUACACAUCCAAAUCCGGCGAGUCACUAUUAAGCAUAAGCAGCCGCUCUUCAAUACCAGAUACUUCAUCUACACCGGCAUCGGGGACUAACAAGGGUACAAACAUCCCCGCCAUAUCUGCUUUAGAAAACACAAGACGUUUUGGUGCUCUCCUUGAGUCUAUAUCGGGCGCAGGGUUCCACAACUUGGAUGAAAUGGUCUUCGAGUACUAUUCGGCACGAUUUGAGCCCGGCAGCUUGCCUGCCAUGGCCCAAUGUGCCAGCCGCAGUCGUCGCAUCAAGGCCACGGUGCAGAAUCUAUACGAAGACAGUCGUCAAUGGCCCCGGUGGGAGUCGCGGGGCCUGCACGAGAGCGUGUCGCAGGCGACUAUUUCGCUCUGUCUUGGAGAGAUGGAGCGGCUGAAAAAGGCCCACUCAUCGCAACAGCUAUCACAAAGUGAUCCGGGAUGCCUCAUAGUUGCUUUGGAACGUAUGCUACAAUCUAGCGCGCAAGGUAGCCCAACCAUAUUGGACGAGUUGAAGCUGUCAGAAAAUGCCGACGCAGCUGUUGAUGAGGUACAAUAUACUGGAAUUCUCUCCUGCGUCAUCAAACCCAACUGA
Molecule: messenger RNA, 624 nt
Organism: Penicillium crustosum
Lineage: Eukaryota; Fungi; Ascomycota; Eurotiomycetes; Eurotiales; Aspergillaceae
Exons: 2
Coding region: 1-624 (207 amino acids)
Source: RefSeq, a predicted model, not a curated record